This is a messenger RNA of Prunus persica (peach), 1246 nucleotides long. RefSeq names its product palmitoyl-monogalactosyldiacylglycerol delta-7 desaturase, chloroplastic. Lineage: Eukaryota; Viridiplantae; Streptophyta; Magnoliopsida; Rosales; Rosaceae. Gene Ontology annotation, cellular component: endoplasmic reticulum membrane. Gene Ontology annotation, biological process: lipid metabolic process. The transcript is spliced from 5 exons. Gene Ontology annotation, molecular function: oxidoreductase activity, acting on paired donors, with oxidation of a pair of donors resulting in the reduction of molecular oxygen to two molecules of water. The coding region runs from base 83 to 1009 and encodes 308 amino acids. The record is from RefSeq and is a predicted model, not a curated record.
GUCAUAACAACCGUACUGGAACCAAAAGUUGCUGCUCAUCACAAAGAAGAAGCAACAGAAGCAGCAUCGGUUGUGUCUCCAAAUGGGAGAUUGGGUGACGCAGUGGAGGGUGGAGUUUUUGGGGAGGGAGUGGAACGUCGUGGACAUAGGCUCAGUGGUUGUGGUUUUGGGUCUGCAUUGCCUUACACUUUUGGCUCCAUUUCAUUUCAACUGGCCUGCAUUUUGGGCGGCUGUGGCUCUCUACUUUGUCACAGGUGUUAGUGUGAAUCUGUCUUACCAUAGGCAGCUUUCUCACCGGAGUUUUAAGCUUCCCAAAUGGCUUGAAUACUUGUUUGCCUAUUGUGCUGUUCUAUCAUUUCAGAGAAGUCCACUUGAAUGGGUGAGCAUACACCGAUCUCACCACCAAUUUACAGACACAUUGAAAGACCCUCAUAGUCCCGUUCGGGGAUUUUGGUAUAGUCACAUAGGUUGGAUCUUCGAUUAUCGUUCUCGAUUUGGAAGUUAUGAUGCAAGACUAAAGAACGUUGGAGAUUUGAAAAGGGAACCGUUCUACAUAUUUCUUCACUAUACGUACCCCCUUCAUGCAAUUGGUUUUGGUGUUGUGCUGUAUGCUGUGGGAGGACUACCCUUUUUGGUUUGGGGACUGGGUGUGAGGUCGGUAGUUUUUCUCCACGCUACAUUUGGGAUCAAUUCAAUUUGCCACACGUGGGGACAAGUGGUGUGGGAUACUGGUGAUUUGUCCAGAAACAACUGGUUAAUUGGAUUGAUGGCACAUGGAGAAGGUUGGCACAAUAAUCACCAUGCUUUUGAACAAUCAGCUCGGCACGGCCUGGAAUGGUGGCAAGUUGAUGUUACUUGGUAUGUCAUAAGAUUUCUUGAAGCUAUUGGUUUGGCAACAGACGUAAAGCUCCCUACUGAGACUCAGAAGAAACGAAAAUCUUUAAGCAACAACUACAAGAUCAGCGAGGAAAAGCUUGAGACAAAAGUGAUCAACAAUGGAAAGCUUUGAAGUUUGGAGAUGGAAACGCUAUGAACCUUAUUUCGCUAUGCAGCGCCUGUUUACAUGCUUUUAAGAUUACUUAAGUUUACUUUCGUCAAUUUAUAUAUAUAUAUAUAUAUAUAUAUGGAUGUUUUAUAACUUAUGAUUGUGUGAAUAAAACAAACAUUAUAUAUGCUGAUGUUGUAUGAACGUUAAUGUAUGCAUAUAAGUGUGUAUUUCAUACACACCUAGAUUAUGAUUGUUCUA